This is a messenger RNA of Leptosomus discolor (cuckoo roller), 993 nucleotides long. NCBI's taxonomy places the organism in Eukaryota, Metazoa, Chordata, Aves, Leptosomiformes, Leptosomidae. The record is from RefSeq and is a predicted model, not a curated record.
CUGCCAGCUUUUCCUCCUCCACCAAGCAACAAUGACUUGAGUAGAGACAGAAAUAUCAAGCCUUUGAAACCCCCAGCUCCUUCUAUAGACAGAAGCACAAAACCCUCACUGGAUCGCCUUGCUCCACCAUUUGAAAGAGAAAGCCCAGGAUCAGGGAGGAAGCCGGGCUUUCCUGAAAAGCCUCUGACUUCACAGCUGAGAACCCUGGGGGAACAGCUAGCAAUGAUGCCAAAACCUCCUGUCCCACCAAGCGACAGAUACGAAAGAGGUAAUCCACCUCCUCUGAGGAAGCAGAGUCCUGGAAAGCAGGGCUGGCCCCCACAAAAAAAAAAUGGAGAAGAAGAAGAGACUGCACCCCAAAGACCAGUGCCACAGCUGUCUUUGCCCCCAUACAGCUCCAACACGUUCCCAUCCAAAUCUGUCAAGCCUCCACCUAAGCCAGGAUCCAACAGCACGCCUGCCGCAGAAAGCUCUAGAAACCUGUCUUCAAGUGGCUCCCUACCACCACGCUUACAUCUAGGCAACAACAGCAGAUCUCCUUCAAGAGGUGCAGCUGAUAUGAGACCUCCGUUGCCAAUUCCUAUCAGGCAGACUGGUCACCAGACAAACGUGGAGGAAGACGAGGACUCACUCAAUGAGGAAUGGUACGUUGCUUAUGUCAGCCGGCCAGCAGCAGAAGCAGCUCUUCGAAAAAUAAACAAGGAUGGAACAUUCUUGGUAAGAGACAGCUCCAGAAAAACUGCUACUCACCCGUACGUACUGAUGGUGCUGUACAGAGAUAAAGUAUACAACAUCCAGAUUCGUUACCAGGAGCAAAAUCACAUUUAUUUGUUAGGAACCGGCUUAAAAGGAAAAGAGGAUUUUUCUUCUGUAGCAGAUAUCAUUGAUUACUUCCAGAGAACACCUCUUCUUCUGAUUGAUGGAAAAGACAGAGGUUCAAGAAACCAGUGCAUGUUAAAAUACGCUGCAGGACGUAUGGAAAUGAGACCUUAA